Molecule: messenger RNA, 5451 nt
Organism: Mizuhopecten yessoensis (Yesso scallop)
Lineage: Eukaryota; Metazoa; Mollusca; Bivalvia; Pectinida; Pectinidae
Exons: 1
Coding region: 107-2827 (906 amino acids)
Source: RefSeq, a predicted model, not a curated record
GUAGGAAGGUAACAGAAACGACGUAUUUCCCCGAGGUCAAUUUGUGUGACUCAGCUGGUUGUCAUCCACAGAUAUAAUGUGAGAGAACUAUUCAAAUCUGUCCAAUAUGUACGUCUAUUUCAAGUUUAAUGGCGAAACGUUCGUUGUUCCAGACGUGAAACUUAAGGAUGGCUACCUACCAAUGGUCGACAAUGUUGGUGGGGACUUACAGUUUAUUGAACCAGGAAUUUGGUUUAAAACUUUGAUCGUUGACUCUGUUUCGGUAGACUGUGAUUUUAAAAUUCUGCAGUGGAUAAAAUCAAAUGAUAGCCUAUGUCCAUUGUCACCAGAUGAACGAGCGUCAAUGUCGCCAAAGAAGCAACUGGAAGUUCUCGGUCUUAAAGACUGUUCAGGGAGUAGUCAAUGCAUGGAGUUCGAUUCAGAAGUAGAUGACCUGUUUGAUACGGCUAGAAACUUUUUUGAAAAUAAGCAAAUUCUACCAGUUGGUGCUUCAGUUUGCCUGACUGUUAAACCAGAAGUUGAAGAUCAUCCGCCAACUAGAUUCAACCAAGAAAUUCUCCGUCUGGUACAUUGCUAUAUUCUACCCUCUAUCAACUUGAAUCUUGAUGAUGCUCAGUCUUUGAAGACAGCUCUCCGGUGUAUUGAAAUUUGUCUGAAAAAUGCUGAAACAGAAAUCCUUCAAAAAGACAAGGCUAUUUCACUAACUGAGAAUUCCUUGCGUAAACAGAGGGAAAGUUUUCUCAAAGAUCCAAAUUUUGAAAGAGAAAGUUACAUCAGGGAAUGCAGUGUGGAUUUCUUAACUUCAUUUCUUGCUCAUUUGGAAAAGGAUAUCCAACAAGAAGCAGAACAAAUGCAAAAAUAUCAAAGUCAGGUUAAUGAACUGAGGGACAAGCAAGGUGACCAUGUGCAAGAACAGCUGGAUAAAGCCCGUAAAGCGAGAGAUAAGAUACACAAAGUACUUACAGCAAUGCAAAUGAUGCGUGAAAAUAUCAAGAAUGUAGUUGUACGUCAACAAGUGCCACCCAGAAAAAGAAGAUCAAGGAAAGUAAGCGUAAAAGUAUUCCAUGAGAUUUACUUGGAGAUUACUGUCAGACUUCGAAGUGAAAAGGAGAACAUCCACAAGUUAAUUCUAAGAAAGGUGAAAAUAGCAUCUGUUAGAGAAGCUAUCUGCUUAGCACAAGAAGAGCUGGCUACUGUAGGGCACUCGAUGGGUUGGCAGUCACUUUAUGAUGGAACCUGCAGUUCAACUGAUGUUGGCAUCUUAAGUACUAAACCAAAGGAAUGGGCAACCAUCGGGGAAAGAGUAUCUUCUAUCAUCAACAGUGGUGACACACAGCAUCGGUAUCGUCAUUUCUGUGAUAACCUCACUCAAAAAAUAGAGGGAUCUAUGGGUGAAGCUAGCUUCUUUGUCCAGUUGUCAGAGAAUGACGUCCAAUAUCCUGAAUGUGAGGGAUUUGUUAACAUUUGUACUGGCACAGAUAGUAUGCCGGACAUAAAUGCAAACAAAGACAAACGGUUGAUCUUCCCGGACUUCCAGUCAUUACCAGUGAUGAAAUAUCAGGUUGAUAAGAAGUUACCUGUGGAAGGCGGAGUUUACCAUCCUAAUACUCUGCCUCUACACUCACUUAUGGACGCCGUCAAGUUUGAAGUAAAAAAGCAUAUGGAGGAAAUGUGUAAACGUAUAAUUUACAUCCUGGGACAGGAAGAUCAGAGGGAAAAUUCUAACACAAGACAAUUUUCCAAGAAAAACAGUAAAGAUACAUACAAAAAUGUUUGGCUUUGCUAUGAAUCUCAUUUGUAUGAGAGAAUUAGUGUGAAGUUGAAUAUGUUGUAUGAAAGCAGAUACAGGAAAAAGUCAAGAAAUCUGGCUGAGAAACUUGUUGGGGUUUCUCUGCAAGAACUUGGAAUUGAUGAUCCUUGGCUAGCCAUUGUGGCUGAACCAGAGGACUGGGAAAACACCCAAUUGAAAGUACCCUUAGAUGACACGGACUCUGUAGAACUGAGGAGCUCUAGAAAUAGCAGAAACAGGAGACAAGACAAAAGAAAGACAUUAUCAAACUCACUCGGGAAUAUGUCCAUAGAAAAACUGUAUCAAUGUGCCGACAGGGAGUUGAAGGAUAUGGAUGGCUUUGAAGAUUUUUCAUUUAGCUUGGCUGAUGAGGAUGACACAGAAAGGGAUAUGUGCAGACAACAAAAAGAGCUUCAAAGAAAUGAGACUGAUAUGAUGGGGCCACCAUCCUAUGAGGACGCUUCAGCCAUGUCAGUAGAUGAAGCAUCAGGCUUCAGUCAUCUCCCAUCAUACGAUGAAGCUUUUGUAAUGCCAGGGGGUCCUGAGACAUCCACAAUGCUGAGGACUAAACCUGAGUCACAGUACAAUCCGUCAGUCAGGAAUGGCCAAGUGCUGCCCACUUGUGGUGGAAUGCAGAGUCUGUCAUCUGAGGAAUCGAUCAGAAGGUUCAGCAGCAACAUUGAUGAGGUGAUCAAGGUGGCACCAAUUAACUUAAAAGUGAAGAACAUCACAAAAGCAUUCAAGUUUGUUGCUACGGAGGUAUCAAAGUUAAAGGUGGCUGCUUCACCCCCUGGUGGGGUAUACCAGCCGUGCGCAGACGACAUGCUCACAGUGAUCAUCGUCAUGCUGACACAGCUGGAAUCAGAAAUGUUCACAAAACUAUUUGCUCAUUUGAACAUGAUACUCGACUUGAUGCCUCCAUUCAUGAAUGGAAGUGAACAUGACUGUGCCCUGAUGAACUUCCACAUUGCCUUCCAGUAUUUGUUUGAUAGACAUGUACUGAAUCAGUCAAGGAGCAGCAGGGAACUAGAUUUGUGAGUUGUCUGUUCCUUGAUUUUACUGUGGAAGAAGUGGAGACAGGGUUUGUGAGUUAUUUGUUUGUGGCAAAGCAGUGCAGGGACAAAGUUUUUCUGUUAUCUCUUGUCUGUUCUUGAUUUUAUUAAUUUGAUGCAGAGAGUAAGAUUUGUGAUUUAUCUUCCCCUUCACAACAUCGUUGUAGAAAGUUAUAAUUGAGAUAUAUCUCCCCCUAAAUGUCUUAACAGGAGAGAGCUGCACUUGUGAUUUGUCCACCCUGAAGGUCAAUGGUGGAUAGAGCUUGUGAGUUUUCACCCCUCAGUGUCAUUGGUGGACAGAGCGGGAUUGUGAGUUAUCUCCCCUUAGUGUCAUCAUGACUUUUCAUGAAAUAAAGAUUUUUUUUUAUUAUUAAAGCUGUAGUGUUAAAAUGGGUUUAUAUUAUGUUACAAAUCAAGCUGAUACUACCAUAGGUUACUUAAGUGGGAAUUAACAUGUUGGUGGUUUGGCAGACCCACAUGUAGAUUGCAAACACUUGAAAUUAAAUUAGUCAAGUGUAACAUCAGUGAAAUAUGUUGUUGCAAAAUUUUAAGCUUCAGCAAACUUUCAUAUUACAGACUAACUUGUAUAUACUCACAUAAUCAUGAUCACUUUACUAGGAUAAACCGAGACAAGCUUACUAGUCCAGUGCUCAGAUUUAAGUGAAAUUCUCCCUGCAUGAUCAUGAUGCACUACAAGUAGAUUGUAAACUACUGUGACAUACCAGGUGUGUCCCAAAGCUUAUCUAACACUCUCUCACUGUUACAUUCAAUCACCACGUACAUUGUAGUUGGUCUACUAGAUAGAUUUGAAGAUGUUUUUCAACCGAAUGGUAUUGUUUAUAUGUUGUGUGUGAAUACAACGUGAACGUUUGGUUUAUACUAUGUUGUGUGUAAAUAUACAUGUUGUAGAAGUAUAUUUAAUUCUGUGUAACCUGUCAUAACCAUACAUAGUCCAGAAACUUUAAUGAUCAAGACUCUAAACUGGGUCCCUGUGUGAUGUAUGAUAUUGUGAUGUGAGUAUGGACUGGUCCUGGUGGGCCAGGUUUGCUGUCUGUAACAGUUAUUAAAUUAUGGUUGGGUGUAUUAUAUUUUUAUUGAGGAGUGAUCUCCACACUAUUUGAAGCUACCAGCUAUUGCGUCAUUGUCAGACGCUGUAAUGUGAGUCUGCAUGCUCUAAUAGGCAUCUGUUCACUUAUACUUGUAUGUAAAUAUACCAGUACAUUAUUUUGUUACUCACCUUGUAUUUAAUAGCCAUAAUUUCACCGAUCACUUUAAUUUAUAUAGAUCAUCAGCUAUGUUAGUUUCUAAAAAAUUCUCAUAUCAAUAUGUUUUUACCUUGUUUCUCUUGACAACAAAAUAUUAAUUGCUUUUCCCCCCCUUAAAGCCUGUUUAUCUUUGCAUGGGUAAAAUAACAUUUGUGCACCCAAUUUAGCGCCACACAUAGGGACAAAUAACAUGGUCUGAUAGGUGCAACAGUUGGUAGUCAGCUUACAACCCAGCCAAUAUAAUUACUAUAAUUUGAAUACCUCCAGCUGCAAAAGUAUUAUCAGUCCUGUAAUUAGGCAACAGAUGUAUCCUGUUGUUAGGAAGUAUUGUAUAGAAUGUGGGUCUCGAGAACAGAUUGUCUCUUACUUACUUACUAUUUAUAAAUAUCCCACAGCAGCAGGAAACAUCCAUAUACAGGUGUAACAGGAGAGGAAAAAUGUACGGCCAGACCGGGGUUCGAACUCAGGACCCUCCAAACUCUAGACAGAUGCUCUACCAAUUGAGCUAUCUGGGCGCCAACAAUCGACCCAGUUCAGUUCUGCUACACAUGGUAUACUUUUAUAAAAGGUUAAUUUAAGGUAAAUUGAUUCAUCCCUUUCGUCAAAGCCCUGAAGUGUGAGACUUCAGAAAACUGUAUACACCUGUAUAUGUAAAAUAACUGUUUAAUAUCUGUUUGUAUACAUAACUUUUAAAUGUAAAUAAAUUUAAGACACCUAUUUAUAACGAAAAAGUUGUAUCAGCCAAUCGUGUAUGAUAGAAGUGAUGAGGAUCCUGACUGCCACACAAACAUUUCAUUAACAGUCCUACGAUGGACUAGAAAGGUACUUGUACAAUUGGUUGUACUUGUAAAGAUUUUGUUGAUAACGACGAUAUUUCACAAUGCCAUCUUUGUCUUUCAGUAUGUUUUUUAACGUAGAUAAUUUUUAAUGGAUUAUGAUUGCAUGUGUAUAUUGGCAGUCGUAAUCUGUUUGUUGUGUCAAAUUUAUGAUGUUGUGUAUUAAAUAAAUAUGUUACUGAUCUAUGGUGUCUAGCACUAAGUGGGGCCAUUGUAUUUUAUACCACUCUGUUUUAUACCAUUGUAAUUUCCAUUGUGGUACAGGUACCUUAUUUGCUGUAUCAGGGGCCUCAGGUGCUUAACUCAAUCUUCCCUGAAAUUUCAUAUUGAACUAUUCCAACCUUUGAAUUGUAGGAGUUCAAAUGUGUCUUCAGGGGUGAAUGAGUUAAUAGAGGCCUUUUUAAAGGCACUAGAAACCGAAAUAAGGAUAUUCUUUUUUUCUGCUGAUUUUUGUCAAUAAUGUUACUUUGUAAGGCCAAAAAAAAAAUAUAGUCUGUUUAGGGUUGCAU